UUUUUUUUUUCCUUAUCUCUAUUCAUCCCAUCCUUCUCAUUCUUUUUCAAUCCACUCCUCCUUUUCCUCGCCGCGUAUAUACCUCCUUUUACACUUACGUUGCAUUAUACUUUUAUUUAUUUUUCCUCCUCGCUUUUGCUUUCUCUUCUACUCAACCCAGGAUUCAAUACAUCUAUCCCCCGCCCUUUGCUUCUCCGUUGUUUACAAUAACCUUUCUUCGAUACAGAAAUGUCUGUUUCGACAUCCUCUUCUGUCUCUGAUAUGACCCUCGCUUCCCUGGCAGUCUCAUCCUCCUCUCUGGACGAUUCUGACCCAGGAUAUCACUCUGCAUCAUCUGACUCCAUAAUCAAAAAGACUCAGGGAUCCGCCAUUAAAUCCUCGGACUCUGUUGAUGUCAAUGCAGCUGAGUCUAUAAUAUCUCCUCCUGUCAGCCCUGUUGCUAAUGCUACGGACAAUGCUAGUCAGGAUGAGGACAAAUCAGAUAUAACCCAGCAUUCAGGCACACACAUGCAAAAUUCUUUAUCGAUAUCAUCGUCUGAUGCACAACCCCAACAACUGGACCAUUCCCAUCAUAUUCAACAACAGCAGUCCCUUUAUCACACACAAACACAUUCUUCAGAUAUUGUAGAACACGAGUCACACCAUGGAUCUGAUUCUGAUCCAAUGUUGUAUCAGCAACAACAGGAGCAUGAGCAGGACCAAGAAGACGGAUCAGUUCCUACAUUAGAACAGAUGGGUCUAGGUAACCUCAGUGAGAUGGACUUACGUUUGCUUCUCCAGAAUGCUUAUGAAGUGAUCCAAGAAAAAGAACGCAACCUCAGUAUGGCUGCAAUGGUUGGACAGGACCUUGUUGAAACCAACACCAACCUGCAAGCAAAAUACCAACAUGCCCUGACCCAACUCAGGCAUCAACGCAUGCAUCGUCCUCGACAGCUGACGCCUCCCCGCAAAAUCAUACUCUCGUCUGCACCAGACGCUGUCGGCAAUAUCGCAGUCAACAGAGCCGAAGACGGUGCGCAUAGUGAUAAUGAAAACUGGGUUGACUUUGAUCAACAACCUUCAUCAUCGUCGGGACUAGCGGCAUCUGGAUCAUCCCUGCAUCCUUCUGGAAUUAACACCUCUAGCACAAGUCCACACCAUAAGACUUCUUUCCGUAGAAACUCCAACCAUCAUUCUGGAAUGAUGAGGUCACGAUCACAUAAAGAUAUCGAAAAAUUGGCGUCAUUGGAAGAACUGAACGCAGAAUUGCAAGCCAAGAUUGACGCCAUCACCAAAGAGCUGAAACAAGGACGACGACAGGCAUUCAAGCGUCAUCGCAGAGCAGAGCAGGAACUCAAGACUGUCAAGAAUGAGCUGGAGCGGACAACAGUCAAAGUUGUAGAUCUUGAAGAGCAGAACACAAGGCUGAUCGAGGCGAGUCGUAUGAUCAGACUGCGACGUAUCCAACUUCAGAAGCAGCUUCCAGCACCAGGAUCCAUUCCUGGCUCAACAAUGGCUAAUCUGGCGUUGGAGAUGCAGGGCGACGAAAUCGAUGAAAUGACCAUUCAGGAGAUGCUUGCGGAGGACAACAGGAUUUUUGAAGAGCUGAAGGAUCGAUUACAAUCACUUGAGCGCAAGAAUACUGCGUUGGUACAUCAAAAGGUAGAAGCAGACAAGAGGUCGCAACAACUUGCACAAGAGCUCGCAGAUAUGCAAAAAGACCAUGAAGAUUUGAUGGCGAACCUGUGUGGAUUGUCGGAGCUUCAAACAGCUUAUGGUGAACAAUCAGCGCACGUUAGAGAACUAGAGAACACUAUACAAGAGUUGCAAAACCAAAUUAGCACAAUGUCCUCAAGACUCUCACAAAUGAAUUCACCCUUGAUGUCACCCUCAGUCCCAUCGUCGCCCAUACAGAGUCUGUGGCACAGGGAUGAUGCAGAUUUCAAAGCACUCAAAACUAUUUUGCACGGAUCUAUUAGUCCACAGCCAAUGGUGCUCAAAUCUCCAGGACUACGAGGUCAACGUCGUCCUCGUAAAACACUUUUGGCAGAAUUGGAGAGCGAAUGGUUUAGAGAUGUUUCCUUCUUUGGACCACCCCGUGUACCGGAUCAUCUUGCUCAAAAAUCGCCUCAGCAGCAACCUAUCCAUAUAGGAGGUAUACACGCACCUAAAUCCCCCAAGGCUCUCAAGAACCAUCGGCAUGAGUCCGACUCUGAGAUGUUCUCAGAUGACGCUGGUGGACGAGUCAAGGGCUGGCGUGAACGAAUCCAGGACAUGGGCGAGGAGUCUGCGUGUGAAUCGUCUAGCUGCAUCCGCAAGCGACACCAUCGCUUCAAGUAUACAGGAAGCGAUACGGAGGGUACGCAUGGUGAACUUGAUAUCGGACAUGAUGGCGAUGAUAGUGAUGUGGAUCUAUACCAUCUCCAUCAGCGGCAACCCCGCCCUAAGCGACUCAAUUCAGGCCAUGCACUUUCUGAAGAUGAUGAUGACCUUUCCGACUGCUCGGAUCCUCAUCACCUGAACUAUCAUCGUCCAUCGACACCAGGAUGCUGUUGUUAUAUGUAUGAUGACUAUAGUGGAUACACAAGCUACGAUGAAGAUGGGGAAGAGUCUGUGGUGGGAUGGGCACACUUUGAGGAUUAUGAUGCAUCCACUUAUGGAUACGACAUUAAGCGUGAUGGGUACUAUGUGGGCCGACGAUCGCGUCGUGGCAUCUUUGGCAUCUUUGGCUUGGUUCAUAGCGUGAUCCUUUUCUUCCGUUUGAUGUGGCGCUGGUGCCGCUUCCUCUGCAUCCUUUCAACGGCCUUGGGUAUCGCCAUCUAUCGCGGACCUGAUGCAUUAUUAACAGAUGGACGCUAGGUUUCAAAUCUAAAAACUUACUGUUAUUACUAUUAUUAUAUUGUUAUAUACCAUCCCAUUCCGUAUCCCCGCAUCCCUCUUUUUGUUUUACAUGUCUGUAUCCUUUUUACUUCAUUAGCUACUUCCUCUUUUUAUUUUAUUUUAUAUUUUUAUUUUUGUUCUCAAUCCCCUACUUUUCUAUUCCAACCAUUUCAACCUAAAAGAAAAAGAAAAAGAAAAAAAAAAAAACUCCAAUUCUCUUUUAAUGACACCUAGUAAUGCCACUUUUUGUAAUGACUUUACCUACUUACUACAUCCAAGACUGUUUAUCAGGAAUAAAC
Messenger RNA from Lobosporangium transversale, 3158 nucleotides. RefSeq lists its product as hypothetical. NCBI's taxonomy places the organism in Eukaryota, Fungi, Mortierellomycota, Mortierellomycetes, Mortierellales, Mortierellaceae. The transcript has 2 exons. The record is from RefSeq and is a predicted model, not a curated record. The coding region runs from base 229 to 2838 and encodes 869 amino acids.